AUGGCUACCCAAGAAACAUUGCUAGACAGGCCUAAAAAAUCCAUUCCCAAAACAUUUUGGUUAAUCCUCUCUUUAGCUGCUAUCAUAAGCUCAUCAGCCAUUAUUGUUUCUCAUCUCAACAUACCAACCUCUUUCUUCCACCUCUCCUCAGCUCCCAAUCUGUGUGAGCAUGCUGUUGAUACAAAAUCAUGUUUAACUCAUGUAUCAGAAAUAGUUCAAGGCCCAACCUUGGCUAACACAAAUGAUCACAAGUUGAGCACACUCAUAUCCUUAUUAACUAAAUCCACCACACACAUUCAAAAAGCCAUGGAUACAGCCAAUGUUAUAAAAAGCCGAGUCAACCGCCGUAGAGAGGAAAUUGCUUUGAAUGACUGUGUGGAACUAAUGAACUUGUCCAUGGACAGAGUUUGGGACUCAGUGUUGACUCUAACAAAAGAUAACAUGGACUCACAGCAAGAUGCACACACAUGGCUGAGUAGUGUGCUCACUAACCAUGCAACUUGCUUGGAUGGAUUACAAGGUACAUCUCGGGUGAUUAUGGAAAGUCACCUUCAGGACUUAAUAUCAAGAGCUAGAUCUUCUCUCGCUGUGCUUGUUUCUGUUUUACCUGCAAAAGGUAACGACGGAUUCAUUGAUGAAUCAUUGAAUGGUGACUUUCCAUCAUGGAUAACGAGUAAGGAUCGAAGGCUUUUGGAGUCUUCUGUUAGGGACAUAAAGGCCAAUGUUGUUGUGGCUGAAGACGGGAGUGGCGACUUCAAGACUGUUGCUGAGGCUGUGGCAUCUGCACCUAAAAAAGGUAAGACAAGGUAUGUUAUCUAUGUGAAAAACGGAACCUACAAAGAGAAUGUUGAAAUCAGUAGUCAGAAGACGAAUGUGAUGCUUGUCGGCGAUGGUAUGAAUGCAACAAUAAUCUCAGGCAGCUUAAAUUUUAUUGACGGAACAGGCACCUACCAAUCUGCAACUGUUGCUGCUGUUGGGGAUGGGUUUAUAGCUCAGGACAUUGGAUUCAUAAACACGGCAGGCCCAGAGAAGCACCAGGCUGUUGCUCUCCGCGUUGGCUCUGAUCAAUCCGUCAUCAACCGCUGUUACAUUGACGCUUUUCAAGACACUCUCUAUGCACACUCCAACCGACAGUUUUACAGUGAAUGCUUCAUUACUGGUACCAUUGAUUUCAUCUUUGGAAAUGCAGCUGUUGUGAUCCAGAAGAGCAAAAUCGUGGCCAGAAAGCCCAUGAGAAACCAAGCAAACAUGGUCACAGCCCAAGGUCGACUAGACCCAAACCAGAACACUGCAACUUCAAUUCAGCAGUGUGACAUAAUACCAAGCACAGACCUCGAACCUGUCCUAGACUCCUUCAAAACAUACCUAGGCCGCCCAUGGAAGAACUACUCGAGGACUGUUGUGAUGCAGUCCUUGAUAGGAAACCAUAUUGCCCCAACGGGAUGGGCUGAAUGGAAUGACGUGAGUAAGAGCUUUCUCCAAACAUUGUAUUACGGAGAAUAUAUGAACAGUGGACCUGGUGCUGGUACUGGCAAUAGAGUGAACUGGACUGGUUAUCAUGUCAUCAACGAUACUGCAGACGCGAGAAAGUUUACAGUUGCACAGCUCAUCCAGGGUAAUGUUUGGUUGAAGGACACAGGGGUGACCUUCAUUGAAGGCCUGUAG
Molecule: messenger RNA, 1665 nt
Organism: Lathyrus sativus (Indian pea)
Lineage: Eukaryota; Viridiplantae; Streptophyta; Magnoliopsida; Fabales; Fabaceae
Source: the annotation of a GenBank genome assembly